AAGUGAAGUAUGAAACAUAUGUGAAGUGUCAUACAUAUGUGAAGAACUAUACAUGUGAAAAUCGAUAAAUUUGUGUAACCUCAGAGGAUUGAUAAUUAUUGCUAAAUUGAAUAACUAUUCAUAGAAAUGAUAAAUUUGACAUAUCAACUAACAUAUCGCACUGUUAUAAAGCAAAGAAUUGUAUUAAUUAUGCCUUUAUGAAAAAUUAAGAAUAAUUUAUUAAAAGAUAUCGGUGGCGUUAAAAAAAAAAGUUCGUUAGGAAACUAACAAUAAAUUAAGAUACUUUUAUUUUAUUUUAUUGUAUUCAUAUUGUAUUUUUGUUAAAUAUUUAUAUUUACAAUAUUAUAAUAGUAACAGAAGUCCAAAAGUCUGAAAUAUAUGUAUAAGAACACACAGAAGUAUGAAAUAAAAAGACUGAGACAAGGGAAUAAAACAAAGUUAAGUCGAAUGAUAACAAAUUCUUAGCCUAUUUACAAAUAUUAAAAUAGAUUGGUGCGUCAAGCUGGGAAAGCCUAGUACAAAAUAGUCUGAUAAUCUACAAUAAGUAUAUAUAUCCAAACGAUCAAAUACUUCACAAAUAACUAUAUUGGAAAGCACUGAAAUCAAUGUUUGAGAAGUUUAAUGAAUGAUACUUGUGUAUAUUAUGUUAGUUUCUGUCGAAGUUAAAUGAGAUUGUUGCAACACGGAAUUUUUUAUUUAGAGAGGAAGAUGCAAAGUGGAAGCACAGUAUUUUCCAUCCAUGGUGUGGCAAUAUGGCACCAUUGUCCGAGGAAAGAAGGCCGGGAAGGGAUAGAGCUAUAUACCGUUGGGGUGGCUUGAUUGGAAUUCAAGUUUAUCCGCAGCGUUCGAGGUCUAGGUUGUACUCAUCUUCUAGAAGUGGAAAGGGACGAGGAUCGAUGCGACACGAUCAUGAAAGAAAUUGCAUCCGAAGACAGAGCAACCGUAACGGAUGACACACCGGCCAGGUUGCAUUCGACUUGGUUAUCGGAAGAAUGCGAAAUACGCGCGGGACCCGAAUACAUCGUAAGGAAAUACAGUUUCUUCGCGAACGGCACGUUCCUUUUGCUACGAUUCUAUUACGCUGAAGAGUCAUGCAGCAUCGCAACGUACACCGUCGUGGCUCGUGGAUCUAUCGAAAUCACGUCGGCGUCGGUCACGGUACCUGGUGCCACCGAAGCCGACGUUCGGCUGGACUCGAUUCGCUUGGUACCGUUUAACAGACAGGUCGUUCACAAAUUUGAACGCAGACUAAACGCGAGUUGCGGUGGGAUCGAAACUAAAUGGCGUAUGUUCACGGCGCAACUGAUCUACGAACGACGGGAGAUCGAUGGAUCGUCGAAUGCUAGUUUUCAGGAUCACGGUUUGAACUCGAAUUCCUUUCAAAGUCGCUUGCCACGGCCCAGGAACAGAGGUUCGUUGGAGUGUCUGGAAUACCUCGGCAUCGAAUUCACCGAGCUCGGAUUGCUUCGAGUCGAGAAAAGACGCUUCGAUUCAGUCGACGCGGACGGGACGCGAACGAAAGUCGAAUUAUUGCUAGGCGAGGUGGGUCGAAACGGACGUUCCGUGAAACAGGGUGUAGGAGCACGAAGACCUAAUCGGUUCCAAUCAGCAGCUUUGCUGCGCGCUGAUACGACUUUCGGAUGCCUGACCUGUGGAAGCGUGCUGCGCGGUUCGGAGUACAAUCCACCUCUGUUUCAUCAAGCGCCAUCGCUUCCGGCGGUGAUCGACGGCAUCUGGCUGAGCAUCAGAUGCGAAAGCGUCGACGAGGGUUUCUGGUCCAGGAGAUUCUUUCGCAUUUAUUCAGGCGGUAACCGGUGGUCCGCGCGUUGGACUUACUACACCGACUCCGCGUGCUCGAUUCCUCUGCAUACGGUCAUCGUAGCUGGCACUUACGUUCAACGGGCGGUCAGACGGAAACGAGACGACGACCAUUCGAGUAUCACGAUCGAUCGCGAAGGCGCUCGACUCUGGAGGACUCGGAGACCUCUAAUUCCAGAAUCGAGUGGACCUUCGAUUACAUCGCGUGGCACUUGGCGAGAGAAACCGGAUGUGGUUCGAACGGAGUCCGUUUCUUUUCGAAAAGACACCGCGCUGCUCUCUGGAACGACCGAAUUGGAGUUACGAGUCAUCGAGAGUAGGUCAGUUCCUGUCGACAAGACGGUGUGGACACGUUGCUCGACGGCUGCGAAAAGAACGGCAACGGGAAGCUCGUGGUCGAAAAAUUGCGUACCUCGAACCGUCGAGGCUCCAGCGGUUCUGACGUUCAAGGCGAGGAUAGGUUUGGAUUGGAACGAAGAGUAUAUUCUGCUGCUAGCUCCGUGGAAAGACGAACUCUGGGAGGCGCCUCUUCGUCGAUGCUCUGGGACAAUUUCGCAACGUUACUUUCGAGCAAACAGUGAUCUACCCGAAUCUCUCCAAGGACGACAAUUUCAGACUGAAACGCAUAAUCAGUUACUUAAACGACAGGGUCGAUAUUGGUUUCCCUCUUCGACCACCUCUUGCCUUUCAACGAGUAGUUCGUUGGUCUAUCUUGCGAUAGUACAUUUGCUACCGAAGUUGCACCAUGCUUAACCGAUUACGCGAAGUAGUAUAUAUCGAAGGGAGUGUUUUCGUUGUGGUUUGAUAACAGUUAUUAUAAUUUUAAAUAACGCCAUCUAGUAGUUCAGCCCAACGACAGCUAGAAAUUCGAUGAAAUGUUAUCGCUAGACUGCGGAUCUUUAUGCAUUUGUAGGAAAUUUAAAUGUGCAAGAAAGUAUGAAAUGCAAAUAAUAUGCAAGAAUAUAAAAAAGAUUGAAAGUAAAGUUCAUGUUAUGAUAUUUGCAGAAUAAAAUUUGCAGACUUCGCGCACACGCAAGAGUUGGAGAGAUUGAAAAUCUAACUAACUAAACUAACUGAUCGCGAACCGCCACCUGCUGUACCAUAGUUAAUGAUUUUCUGCGGACAGGACAUUUUUUCUCUCAGAAAACCCCUUCAUUGCUUCGUGACGCACUAAGACCCAAUUGUAACGGAACAUUUGUUUGUUACUACAGUAAAAUCUCAUACGCACAAAUUUUUAUACGAUAAAUGUACAGAAACUAUCCCCACUGACCGAAAUGGAGAACGGAGUUGCGAGUCCAACAUGGACUUACGAACAAACAAAACAAUUGAACAAAUGAUUAAUAAUUAUUUGGCAGAGGAGACACUCGUACACGCAUGCCUUAAAACUAACCAAACCAAACUAAGAUACCCACAAGCAAUACCAAGCUAAGCUAAUACUAAGAGAAACUACAAACAGGAGGGACGCGAGAUGUGGACGCGCGAUCGCGGACGCGUGAUCCCGAGAUCUAUAUCGAUCGAAGGAUCAACGACGAAUGAUCUAUCACCCCUCGUAUACACUACGGUGCAUAGCUAUAGCACUGCUACAAUUUUCGUGCGUUUUGUAGAUUUAAUUAAUAAUUUCUAACUUUUAAUAGUAUCGUGUGAAAGAGACUAAAAAUAUAUUAUAGCAAUGAUAAAAGGGCGAACAUAACAUUUAUUUAAGACAACUAAUAAUAAGACUAUAGAUAUUUCAUAGGUGCACAACUAUAGCGCCAAUGGAAUUAUAACAUAAUAACAAUAUUACAUUAUACUGUAAUGGUUAAAUUAUAAUUUCAACGAAUAAUAGGAAAUGAUUUAAUAGUGAGUAGGACCUCCUUUCUUCUCGAUUAAUUCAAAAAUGCGAUUUGCCAUACUCUCAACUAGUUUUUUUCAAAAUUACAUCGUUAAUUUCAUUCCAGGAUUUUAGUACAGCUUCUUUUAAUUGCGAAAUGCUCAAAAAUUGUUGGCUGUGUGCAUAAAUACGCCGUACCAUCAUACCCCAUAAAUGUUCCAUCGGAUUUUGAUCCAGGAAGGAUGCUGGCCAGUUUAAUAAAUUUAUAUUAAGUGUUUGAAACCAUCUUAGUGUUGCUCGACUUUUGUGUAUUGGGGCAUUAUCUUGUCGAUAUGUCCAAGUAAUGUGGUUCUUCGAAUGAAUAAACGGCAACAAAUUGUUCUCCAAUAUUUCAAUGUAUUCUAAACUAUUUAUUCUGGAUGAAGGAAACGCUAAUUGCAGCUUGCCACUCGAGCAAAACGCAGCCCAUACCAUUAACGUUCCCACUUCAAAAUUGCGUUUAAAGAAAUAUUUUGGGACUUUUCGUAGGUCUCUCCAGUAACAAUUGAACCCAUCUGGGCCAUCGAGAUUAAACUUUUUCAGAAAAUAUUACCUAUAUAUAUUUAUAUAAAUAUAUAUAGGUAAAUAUUUAAAUAUUAAAUAUAUAUAGGUAAUAUUUAAAUAUUACCUAAGUAUUACCUAACAAAGAACGUUAAGUAGAAGAAAAUAAUGUCCCCUCUUAUUUUGUCAAUUAACAUUAAACUUACAUGAUCCCAGUUUUUAUUCAUGUUUUCGCGGGCAUAUUCCGUUCUUGCUAUUUUGUGACGUUUAGAAAGAACGGGUGCUGAAAUUAGUUUUUGUCUGGCAAUGUUUGGAUUUCUUCUAAAGACACGUUGAAUGAUCCAACGUGACACUUCGAGUCUACAUUCCGCUGCAAUUUCCCGACAGCUUUUCAAACUAUUGCUCCCAAUUUUAAUAACCUGCCUCUCAGCACGCGGGGACAAUUUCUUUUUAGGCCCUCCUUUCUUAUUUUGGCCAUAUUUCGACGGAUUACGUACAAAAUUUGAUAUUACUUUAGGGGAUCGCUCAAGUUUACAUGCAAUUUCCCUAAUCCCUAGUUCUAACUUGUUAUAAGCUAAAAUUUCACCUUGCUCUUUCUCAGUAAAAUAUUUACGUAAAAUAUUGCGUGGCAUUGUAUUAAUUAAUAAAUAAAAUUCUGAAUUAGAUGAAAAUUUUGUGACAAACACGCUUAAAGUGUGAUGAAAAUGAAGGUGGUGCUAUAGUUUUGCACCGAUUUUAUAAUGUUUUUCGACUUUAUCUCGAUAUAUGCUUAGACUACUUCAGUAUAUUUCCUCUGAAAUUAAUUAUUUACAUCGCUUCUUCAUAUUAUCCAACUACUGUCUUUGAAUUUUUCUUUUAUAUUUAAAAAAUCUUAAAAAUAUCAGUGGUGCUAUAGUUAUGCACCGCAGUGUACCUAUGUCGGUCAAGGGAUCGCGGUUCGUUUGUGCCCCUCGAAGUAGAAAAGGGAAAGGGCGAACAACAACCGUGUGACAUGACGUGACAGGUUGAUUCGAAGGCUCGUUGGAUCCAUCCACAAAUGAAUUUAUGAAACAUUAAUACCACAGCAUAAUCAUAUUCCUUAUCAUUGUUUAAAUAAUAAGUAUUGUUAAUAAUUAAUUUAACUACUGUCAGAUAUUAAUAUUUAGUUGGUGCAAUCACGGUUCAGAAUAAGCACUUAUCGAACACAGUAAUCGUGAGAAAUUUUUCUAUAUCGUUGUAUCUGUUAGCUGAAAUAACUAAAAAUUAAUUUCUGACAAUAGUCACAUUAAUUAUUAACAAUAUUUGUUCAAGCAAUGACCGAGAAUAUGACUUUGCUAUAAUAUUACACCGCGCGGACAGCGGUAGAUGCUUUUUCUAAGAAUGUUCAAAAUCAUUACUAACCAAUAAGUGACUAGUUUGUGAUUUCAGUCACCGGCCAAUUACGUUUCUUUUGAGUAGCUUCGUGUAUAGACGACCUAAUAGUUUCCGAAAUAUUGAACCACAUAAGUUUUGUCCCGCUAGAUCGCUGAAAUAUCAUACUGUGCGUCUUCUACUUUAUUUGCUGUGGUUCUCUAUCGUCAUCGCAUUUCCCUUCCACUUUUUAAGCUGUGUAACGGGACAUAUUUAUUCUGUUACUACCCACCCAUUUCAUCGCUUCACAGCAUUUUUCACCAUAUAACGUGACAUGAAUUUCGGCUGUUCGAAAAUAAAAAAAUUUUUAAUCUUAAAAUAAAUUCCUAUUUAGGUUUAAUUUUUGUUUGCAAAGAGAUCUUUUGCAUAAAGAUCCGCAGUCUAGUUACCACCGACGAAUGCUUCAUUAGAGGUAUUGCUCUUCAAACGAAGCGAUUUAACGGUUCUCCGUGUACGUAUGCGAUCAUCGCUGAUUUUUGGGAAUUUACAUCCCCUCACCCUUGCAUUGCUCGUGUUCAUGAAAGUUCUACCUUAUGUUUAUAUUCGUACGUACACGUUCACAUCCUGCACUCGGUUAAUCAAUAAAGCAUGACACAUGGAAUAUGUGGAAAUUGUUUCCAUUUCCAUCGUGGACGUCUGACACAAUUUUUUCGCACAGGUUUUAGGGCGAUUCGAUCGAAACGCGCACAGGUGACUCUUAUCGAUUAAGAAGCGCGCGGAUGUGCGGAUGCGCUCUCAAAUAUACGAUUUCGCGCAUGACGCUUUCCGCCGUCUCUUUCCCUUCGGUCCUUGCUUGGCUUUUUCUCUGCGUUCCUGGUUUUUCGCUCGCCGUCGAAAUUCCUCGGCGAUAUCCGUCUUUAUAUCAACUGGUGGUCGGUGCCGCACGAAUCGAUCCUCGUUUCGCGGUGGGACCAUUCAUCCGAAAUAUAGUUUUCACCUCGGUGAGCUCGUUUCGUCGUACGCGACCAGAUCAUCCGAUAGUAGGACAAAGACCAAAGGACAGAGAGUGUGAUCGAGCUGUGAGGUAGUUGACCCGUACCGAGGUUUCCGCGCGCAACAAUCGUAUCCCUCGACUUUUGAGAUUGGGAUUUGCGUAAUCAGCACAGCUGCGUUUACCACUGCGAUAAUUGAGUUGCGAGGCUCAUACAUCCACACAGGUCGGUGCAACGCUUUUUUAACAAAUAUUUUCCAUCUCCUCUGCAUGGACGUUACUCCCAAUUCGAGUGACCGUGCCUUGCCCGUGAUUCUAAAGCUUUAGCUCCUGAUAUGGGGCAAUCGCUGCCAUAGAGGUGAUCUAAUCUCAUCAGCUGACUCGGGAGAUUGGGGAUAGAGCACUCGAUCUUGGUACAUUUGGACUGGUGUAUACGAAGGAAUCGACUGGAUCAAUUUCUGGAGAGUCCUGUGGUAUAUUUCGAGCCAUGACGAAGCUUUCCUAGCAUCAUCGACGCUAUUUCGAGUUGGUAUAUCGAUUCUUGCAGUUUUUAGUCGAGUAAACUAGAGUUUCGGAUACGAGGGGAUGGUGAUAUCCAACAGCCAUCGGUUUACAAAAUGGCUGACCUGCGUGAACAAGAGGAUGACCUAACAAGAGGAAGGCCUGCACGAAACAGUGGGAUUGUAAAGGAGCACGGCGCAAGAAACCACCAACGAGGAGUCUUCAACGAGAUACAUCGCUAUAAAAUAGCCUAAUAGAAUUGAACAGAUGCGAGCUGUGAUCUUCCAGCGUACACGGAAAAAAUCGCAUGUGCGCAGAUUAUGCAUGCGGCAACAACGAAUUUUCCAUAAUUUCGAGCGAAUUCGAUAGAAUCGCGAAUGCAUUCUCGAUCAUUUCGUGACCAUCGUCUCGUUCGAUUAUUUUUCAUUCGAUGUCUUCCCGCGAGACAGAUCUUACGCGACGUUCUUUUCUUCGAAUACACGGCUGAACGACUUGGUUCACGACUAGAAACAGUCGACGAGAAAAAAAAACAAGAAA
Molecule: messenger RNA, 7526 nt
Organism: Hylaeus anthracinus
Lineage: Eukaryota; Metazoa; Arthropoda; Insecta; Hymenoptera; Colletidae
Product: protein APCDD1-like
Exons: 6
Coding region: 910-2571 (553 amino acids)
Biological process (GO): negative regulation of Wnt signaling pathway
Cellular component (GO): plasma membrane
Molecular function (GO): Wnt-protein binding
Source: RefSeq, a predicted model, not a curated record